AUGGCACCUGUCAAUGUAGGCAACAUCUCACAGAUCAUCCGAUGGAUCUCUUUUGCUAUCGGGCUUCCUGCCAUUGGGUUUUCAAUUUACCUCAUGAGCAUGCAGGCAAAGACUGGGAAAGCUGGUCCUGUCUACCUCAUCAGUCUUCUUGCAUCCGACAUCCUCAACAUCUUUGGACGGCCAAAAGAAUCAACGAAUGAAUCUGAGCACGCAGUUACGAUGAAUACAGACAUAUCAUCUCUGAUAUUUUACUUCGGUAUAAUUUCCAACAUUGUGUUCAUGGUUUGCAUCGCUCAGGAGCGGUAUCUGCUGGUGACCUGUCCUCAAUAUAAUGCUUGCUGCAUGAAGCUUAAGCAGUCGAGCAUGAUUUCGUUGGCUGUUUGGGCGGCUCCGUUUGCCAUACUCUUCCUAGCCUACCAAAAAUAUUUUCUCCUGUUCUCCAUAGCACUUCUUCUCCCACUUCCACUCCAGGUGUUUUUCUGUUUGGAUUCAUUCAGAGCUUUAUGGUGUACGAAACAACCAGUGGCUGUGAGUAACAGGAAAAAGAUUUUGGCUAUGCAGGCUGUCAUCUUGAGCAACUACAGUAUCAUUUACUUGCCCUUUGUGCUGAAUAUAUUGCUGAAGACGUUGUCUUUAAGCUCUUACGUAUACUACCUGGGACUUAUCGCUGAUCUUCUCUUGUAUCUUGGACCACUUGUGGAUCCGUUUCUCUCGUUCUUUCUCACAAAUGGAGUGAGGGACAUUUUAAGGGCGUUCCCCUGCUGUUCGCGAAGAAACGUGCAGGAGGACACAGAUGCUGUGGACACAGAGACGGUGGAAACUGUGUCUGGUUCCUUAACUCGACUCUGA
Molecule: messenger RNA, 849 nt
Organism: Triplophysa dalaica
Lineage: Eukaryota; Metazoa; Chordata; Actinopteri; Cypriniformes; Nemacheilidae
Product: lysophosphatidic acid receptor 6
Exons: 1
Coding region: 1-849 (282 amino acids)
Biological process (GO): phospholipase C-activating G protein-coupled receptor signaling pathway; positive regulation of Rho protein signal transduction
Cellular component (GO): membrane
Molecular function (GO): G protein-coupled receptor activity
Source: RefSeq, a predicted model, not a curated record